AUCGUACUUAUGCACUAUCUGCGCCUGCUUGAUCUCUCUCUUUUCCUUGCUACAACAUCAUUACAUAGUACUUCCACGCGAGUUUAGUAGACCCUCAGUGGGACCACUAACCUUUUUUUUUUUCCGCCCUUCGCACCUCCAUCCAUCUAUUAAGAACUAUACCAAAGUUUUCAUUGGCCAUGUCUGAUGAACGAUUGGAAACGAUCCCUUCUCCUGCCCAAGGAGUUGGCCCAAUUUACAGACCCGAUGGCGAGAAGCCAACAGCGACAGUGUCGAAAGACAUGCCUUAUGAAAAUGUCCAUGUCUUGCCUCAAACACCCCAGCUGAUCGCUCUUCUGACUAUGAUCAGGGAUAAAAGAACUGGGCGUGCCGAUUUCAUAUUCUAUUCCAACAGAAUCAUCCGUUUAUUGGUGGAAGAGGGUCUAAACCACCUUCCAGUGGUUGAGCAAGCGGUGACAACUCCUGUAGGCCGUACCUAUCUCGGUGUCAAAUUCGAAGGCAAAAUAUGCGGCGUAUCUAUCAUGAGAGCAGGCGAAGCAAUGGAGCAGGGCUUGAGAGAUUGCUGUCGAUCAGUUCGCAUUGGGAAAAUACUUAUACAGAGAGAUGAGGAAACAUGCAAGCCGAAGCUUUUUUACGAGAAGCUUCCUGCUGAUAUCUCCAGUCGAUGGGUUUUACUCCUUGAUCCAAUGUUUGCAACUGGGGGUUCGGCGACUCUCGCUGUCGAAAUUCUCAAGGCGAAGGGUGUACCAGAAGACCGUAUCCUAUUCCUCAACCUUAUCGCAAGCCCUUCAGGAGUCGCAGACUUUGCGGAACGCUUCCCUAAGCUCAGGGUCGUAACUGCUUUUAUUGACCAAGGCUUGGAUGAGAAAAAGUACAUUAUCCCUGGACUUGGUGAUUUUGGUGAUCGAUACUAUACACUGUGACGCCAAUCACGGAAUGAGGUCUAGUCUAGCAUUGCUUAUGAAGCAUUACAAGUUUCCUCGAAAUUGUUUUGACGCGUAUAGGAAUAAUUACAGUACAGUGUAGUCGUAUUGCGCAUAUUACUUCAAAUCCAUAGCUUGAGUUAUUGAUUUAUGAGGCAUGGGUAACCACAAGAUUUAUACCAUAAUAAUAUCAUUGCAGGCA
Aspergillus caelatus is the source of this 1125-nucleotide messenger RNA. RefSeq names its product uracil phosphoribosyltransferase. The record is from RefSeq and is a predicted model, not a curated record. The coding region runs from base 180 to 923 and encodes 247 amino acids. NCBI's taxonomy places the organism in Eukaryota, Fungi, Ascomycota, Eurotiomycetes, Eurotiales, Aspergillaceae. The transcript is spliced from 4 exons.